AUGUCGCUCGUUCCCACCUCUUUCGUCGUCGCUGACGCCCCUCUCCGCGCGCGCGGUACGAAGUCUUCCGCUGCGCCAUCUGCGCGCGUCUUCGGCGUCGCGCGCGUCCUCGGUGCGACACAGAGCCCUUUCGCGUCCGCUCGAGGUCAUCUUACUCACAAUAAAGCUCUACCUCUCGAGUCCGUGUACGACCUCGCGAGCGUCGACGCGUGGUCGGUGACGGACGUUUCGAGGGAAGGCAUACGUGUGUUCCCUCAAGGGUCGGAGACGACGCUGUUCCAGGUCGGUCUGGCGCCGUAUUUGGCGUACCUGUGGUUCUUGGGAAAAACGCGCACGACGCCGCGGACGAGCGAGCUCGGGGCGCGGUUCUUGCUGUUAUUCGUGGCGGCGACGAUUCCGGCCGGGAUCGUGGCGAAAGCGAAAUAUGGGGAUAUAUUAGCCAAUGUCGAUCUCUUGCACGGAGGGUCGGAGUCGCUUUUGACCAUCUCGAACGCGUUAUUUGCGUACGGGUUCGGCUCGGCGGCGGCGCAAGAUGCGGGUGAUGAGAGUGAUUCGGACGCGAGUAGAUCCGCGAUUGGUUUUUUGGGGGUGUUAGUUUUAGCAUGUGCCGCUGGGACGCUCGCCUUGGACGCGAGCGCAGGGACGGUGAUCGGAACAGACGUGCUGGAGAGCGAACCAACGAAUGCGUUGAGCUUGCCGACGUGGGCGGUGCACGUCUCUAGUGUCACGGAGUGGGCGUUGGCCAUGAAGUACGUCGCCGGGCACGCUGAUCGCACAAAGAACGAGCGAUGGCGCUAUCUGACGGUCGCGAUGUCACCGUUUCUCGCGAGUGGUUUUACCGCAUGUACGUUCCACGCGUUUUACAAUCCGUCGACGCUGAAUCAGCUCGUGCCGUUGCAGGCGACGCUUACGUUAUUGGGGAACGCUGGGUGUGCGAUCGCGGCGUACCGUAUAUCGAAGAACGACGAUGUGGACUCCUCAGGAGACGUAACCGAGGGCUUGAGCGCAUCCGCGAUCGCCAUCACGGGCGAGCCACCAAUCGAGAACGGCGCGUCGUUUGCGCUGAAAUUGGCUCUGUGGACGUCGCUCGCGAGCGCGGCGGUCAAGUACGGUGAGCUGGGAGUACCGGUCGCAAAUUUCUUCGCCGAGCCUUCGUACGGUAAAGCGCUCGCGAUGAUUGCGCUACCGAGCGUCGUCUGGACGUAUUACGCCCUAAACUCGGGCGAGCGCGCGCCAACGCUUUCGAUGAAGGAUGUGAAAUCCUUCGGCGUCGCGGGCACCGUCUCGUACGUCGUCAUCGAGCUCGCGUUCUGGGCCAUCGCCGGCCCGCUCGCAUUUGCGUGGUACAAAGUCGCCGAGGGCACGUGGCUCGACCUCUCGGACCCCGUCGACAAGGCGAAACUCUUUGGCGCCGGAGCCGUAUUCAUCAACGUCGUCCGUCUGUUCGUCCCGCUCAGGCUCGCCGCCGCCCUCGCCCUGGCCCCGUACGUCGCCACAUUCAUCGACGACGACGGCGACGACGAAACAGCGGAAUAG
Molecule: messenger RNA, 1536 nt
Organism: Ostreococcus tauri
Lineage: Eukaryota; Viridiplantae; Chlorophyta; Mamiellophyceae; Mamiellales; Bathycoccaceae
Exons: 1
Coding region: 1-1536 (511 amino acids)
Source: RefSeq, a predicted model, not a curated record